GUUUACACUCCUAGCAGUCAAACUGGAACAGCAUACAAUGAAUCCUCCCCCAAUAAUGAGACGACACUUCACUUUGAGGGUUAAGCAGGAACUGACUGUACUGGCACAUACAGCCUCUUUUAUUCCCAAUCCACAAAUUUAGUACUGCCCACAGGGUUUUACAGAACAACCAAUCAAUCUGUACAAUACACAAAGACACUCCCACACAAAAUCCUCCCCUCUGGCUGUGAUAUGAUUACUGAACACAAUGGGUAAUCUAAUUAUCACAGACAGAGAAAUACAGUUUCAUAAAACACAUCACAGGGACCCCAAAACAUGCAAUAACCCCAUAAAAAGUAUAUCCUUGGAACCGGGGGAUCCAAAAUUCACCCAGAUCCAUUCAGUACUUUGGAAGAUACAGUUUAAUGCAGACUCUGCAGAACAUAUACAGGCUAAAUGAAAAACAAUCAAUGUAUAAUGUGUCCCCUGCUGUAUAGUCCAAAACCACUGCACGAUGUCUCUGUGCACCAAAUAACAGCGAGAUGGCACCGUGUUGAAAAGUCCAAACAGUGUCUGUGAGUUAAAAUGGCCGCCAUCCAUUGUUCUCACCAUGUGCCUCUGAUACAGGAAAUGGUGGCCACCCAGUAACUCCACAGUAUGUCCCCAGAUGGUUCUUAAAGGGCCAGCAGCAGCACAACACAAAUCCAUUAUGCCCAAAUCAUGUCUUUAAAGGGUAAUACAUCCCAGGGGCCAUAGUCACAUGGCAGGAGGCUGGCAAUCAGUCUUCUCCAAUGCCCAGUGGCGAGGUCGGUUUCGCCACACUCACGUUAACCCUAUUAGCGUAGGACUAAGAUUUUGCAUUGACGUGGCAGGUGAACUUACACUUGAAUGGCCAUUGGAGUGAUACUAAAACCUCCAGCCACACUAUAUAUACACUGGAGAAGGAUAUGCCUCACAUUGGUCUGACAUUUGCCAGUUUUGCAGAACGUUUUGACACCCUAGCCAGUAACUGCCCUGCAUCAUUUCAGACAUAUUGACUUGUUUGGGUGAUAAAGCAGUGUGCCAUGCUCCCACAGACAUUGGAUAAGAACGUAAACACUGAAUGAAAUCCCUGCCAUAAUCAUUUCUAUGGAAACAGGAAUGAGGAAGUAUGUUUCAGAGGCCUAACAUCACCCCUGAUGGGUCAGAGUGUAAUAGCGCCUCGGAUGGGUCACAGUGUAAUAGCACAUGUGAUGUAGAUAGUUAUGGUGUUUUUAGUUAUCUCUUUAUUUGUUGUCCUGUGUUAUAGAGGAGAUUGAACUUGUGAGCUGUGGUGAAAGUAGAGUGUUAAUGAGAUACCCCAAAAAUACCCAUCAUGGAAGAAGGAUAAGGAAAGAUUGUGAUUUUACGCAGUAUGAUUGCAGUUUCUUUUCUUCAGGCAAAGGAGACCUUCAGCCACAGCUAGAUCAUGCUCUGCAGGAUGUCAAUGACAUGUACCUCCUGCUGGAAGAGACCGAGAAGCAAGCGGUGCGCAGGGCACUGAUAGAGGAACGCGGACGUUUCUGCACAUUUAUCGCAUUACUACAGCCUGUAGUGGUAAGGCACAAGGCACGGCGUUUGCACUAUGGAGCAGCAUGCUAGCAUGGCCGCUGGGACAGAAUUCAGUUACUAAACAUAGUAAUGGCUUUCUAAAUUAACUGAAAAAGAAAAUGCUUUGCAGCUUUCUGCAGUAUAACCCUGUACCUUUAGACACACUCCCUCUUUUAGCAAAAUAACCUACUAAUUACCAUAAUAACUUAAAUCACAAUGGAGUCGUUACAAUGUCUAUGUGCUGGUAGCUUUCUUACCUUCUGGGGUUAAAGGGACACUAUAAGCACCAAAACAAUUUUAUCUUAGCAAAGCAGUUUUGGUGUAUAGAUCAUGCCAAUGCAGUCUCACUGCUUAAUUCCCUGCCAUUUAAGAGUUAAAUCACUAUGGUUAUGCAUCUCUAGUCACGCCUCCCUACGUGUGACUUACACUGUAAAGUGAGAUCUAAUGUUUACAUUUCGGUAAAGGGCCAGUGACACAGGCCCUUUAGAGUUAAUGGCAGGUCAGCCUGGCGUUAAUGCAUGCCAGGCUGCCUGUCCAAGGCCGGCCCACUGACGUGCUCGUGCUAUGAAUGUUGGGGACAGUUUCCUGGUGUCUGCAAAAACUGGACACCGUGGGACUAAGGCAGGACAGGACACGAAAAUCGGGAUUGUCCUGCAGAAUUAGGGACAGUUAAGAAGCAUACAAAAGUGAUUUAACACCUAAAUGACAGAAUUGAGCUGUGAGUUUUCAGAGGCAUGAUCUAUGCACAAAAGUUACUUCUUUAAGCUAAAGCCGUUUUGGUUACUAUAUUGUCCCAUUAAACCGUUUUCUAACAAUUUAACCCCAAGAGUUCUCUUGACGGCGCCUCUCUGCCCUGCCCUACUGUCUCUGGCACAAAUCUUGAAUUUUUCCCCUUCAGCAUUAGACUUCUAAGUGCAUAUACCUUUCUAAGGCAUUUCUGUCAAUGGGCAGCCAGUGAUAGGUGGGGAGCAUCACAGAUGCCAGCAGAGGAGGCGGCAGAGAGGCUAAGUGGGUGGGUGCCAUCUAGAGGACAUUGGGGUUUCAGCCUCAUAGAGUAAGAUGGUUCCCAACACCUUCAGACACUAUAUAGGCUUAAUUGAAAUUAUCUUUUUUAUGGCCUGGAUUGAUCCUUUAACCCCUUAAGGACCAAACUUCUGUAAUAAAAGGGAAUCAUGACAUGUCACACAUGUCAUGUGUCCUUAAGGGGUUAAAGGGUUAAUAUAGGGCAGGUGUGGCCAAAGGUAGAUCCCUAGAUAUUGAAAAACUACACAUUCCAUGAUGCUUGAUUUCUCUUAAGGCCAGCCAGCCCUUUGUUUCUUCCCCUGUGCUGCAGAACGGAGAGAUCCACAUGCUGGGUGAGGUCACUCACCUCCAAGCGAUCAUUGAAGACCUAGUGGUGCAGACCGAUGAGCCUCACAAACUACCUGCAGCCAGCGAACAGGUUAGUGGUUUGACACUGCCGUAGAAAAUAAUUAGUGACUAGUAAUUAUUAUUACUUUUAAAGCAACAAAUUAAUCUGCAGCGCAGUUCAAUAGGUGGACUUCCAAAUAAGUUAAAUGAUAACAGUAUCUAAAGUGAAAUUCUCACUUUAUAAUGAACAAGGUGAAUGAAUAGUCCUUAUUGUGUACAUACUACUUUUAAUAAAAUGCCAUGUUUAACAUGAAUGUAACAAAUAUAAAUGUAUGAAACUAAGAGGAUGCACUCACCUGAACAUGCAUACUUAUAAGGAAGUCUAGCCCAACUCCUUGGCUUUGCCCCCCUCCCUGUCACAUGUGCCUCAUUCCAGGGCCCUAUUUAACCUUGCCCUGCAGAGAGUCCCAGGAGAAAGCAUUUCCCAAGUAAGUGGAUCAAUCUCAUAAAAGCAGGCAUUAGGCUGCUAGAGUAGGACCUGACAAUAAUGGGGUACAUUGACGUUGUGGCAGGCUUAUGCAGUAUAUGAUCAUAUAAUGUAACUAAACCCCCAUUAUUUGUUGCCUAAGUGAGGUGUUUUUUGAAUAAAACUAUUACAUUCUGUGAGACUUGAAAAUGCUGUGAAUGAGUGACUGCGCUGGAUCUUGUAUGAUAUAUAUAUAUAUAUAUAUAUAUAUAUAUAUACACACACACACAUACAUACAUAUAUAUAUAUAUAUAUAUAGUAUGUAACGGCUACCCAGGGUAGAGAGAGGUAUCUGCCGUUGGCGACGUCCUUCCUCCGGGCAAGAUGCUGGGCUGUAGUGGAGAAGUGAAGUCCCAUCCGCUGGAUCCUUGGAGCAAUAGAGAGGGUGAUUAAGCUGCAAAUUCCCUUUCAACAAUGAGACACAGCUACGUUUAGAAGGGUGAAGAAGAACUGACUCCAAUGAGCGUUUAUUCCUGCUUAUAUACAACUUUCCCAGCAAGGUUUCCACCCACAUGGACCUUGUGGGGCACUGGAACUGUAAAUUUAACAACCAAUAAAAUAAAGGCACAUGGAUAAGCACACCCACUUUUUACAAUGAGAAUCCUCCCCUCUGCUUGGGAGAUAAUCGAGUUAAUUACUGUAUCAACUCAAUUAUCUCCAAGCUAAAAAACAUACUUUUAUGCCAUUUCUUUUUUAACUUUGUGAGUUUACAUGUAAUCGCAAUAAAACUUAUAUUUUUAUAACCAGCAUAAUUUGGGGACAAACAUAUCCAAAAUUCACUUGAAUCGGUUAAGUGGUUCAGGAGAUAGGUGGAAGUCAUAUUUUGACCAAGGAGGGACAAAACAGCCAGUUCCAACUGGUGUGGCAGUGUCCCUGGGACACGCCCUGCUGGAGAACAAUGGGAAGAGACACACCUUCCCAUGGAUUCAAAGGGCAGAAAAAGUGUCCCAAAAGAUUCAAUAAGUCCAUACACUGUUUUUAAAGGGCCAGCAUUAGUCCAAAUAAAAGUCGAUAAGACCAAGUAAUGGUUUUAAAGUGCCAUACACCCCAGGGCCAUAGUCAAGUGGCAGGAGGCUGGCAAUCAGUCCUCUCCAAUGCCCAGUGGCGAGGGGCACCUCGUCACAAUAUAUAUAUGUUAAGACACCCCUGGCACAAAGGAGUGAAAUCGCCAUUUAGCUAAGCUUCCCCUUUCGCAAUAAUGCAAGCUCCAUUCGUAUAUACUUCCACCGUAUGAACUGCAACCAGGAAAAUGCGCCAAUCUCCCGAACGGGACCCAUACGGAUGCUCCAAACUCCUGAACAAUAAUCUACGAAUCGCUGCUAACAGCCGAUCAAAUAUAUCCUCCAGGCGGCUUACGGUUCCAGCAAUCAGUCGCUAACCGUGUGUAGUAAAUCCCCCCAAUAACGAUACCAAGCUCCGCAUUGAGGGUAAAACAAGAACUGGCUUUACUGUGGGCUACCCGCCUGUAUUUAUGCAGGUCUACCACUUGGUGGACACUCCCCUAGGGGACCAAAUGGUAGACUGUAAUGACAGAUUGACAUAUGGCACUUUCAGACAUCCAGGCACAAAAUAUUCCCAUAAUGCAUCCCGGUUUCCUCCCCUCUGCCCUGGAGAUAAUUGAGAAGUAAUUAAAUUAUCUCCAGGACAGAGGUAAAUGCCAUUUUAAGUAUGACACAAAAAACACAUGAAAAUAAAUAAUUACACAAGUACCGAACAUUUUCGUGCAACGUAUCCCCAGAUAGCCUGGAUCUGAGUGCAUAUUCUUAGCGAAUAGCGCUCAGUUCCCAUACGCACAGUUUAAUCGCCAUGGAGUCAAAGUCUUUUACAGUCUUUCAGUAUGCGAUUGACUCCAUGGGAUGGCUAUCUGGGUUAAGUCCCUUUGUGUAAUCCAAACUCCCGAACGGCCGGUGUUCGCAUGCCUUUGUCGACUGAGAAGGGCGGUCUGUGGUUUCAGCGGUGUUUGGCAGAAAAAGUGUCUGUUUUUAGUUCCAUAGAAUCUGCGCCGAACACCACUGGUCUUCCGCAUGGUUUAAAAUGGCCGCCACCUCGUGGUCGACAUACGAACGACUACCACCCUGCAUUAGGUUAUAAUUAAGAGGUGUCUGCGGUUAACCACAACGUUCUAAUUGGGAUCAAGAGGUUAACCAGCAGCACACUUCUCUUCUGGGUGGCCGUCUGUUCGGUAAGUUCAUUUGGUAAAAAGUCAAACAUACGAAUAGGGGUAUACGAACAGGCAAUUCCACGAAAGGAAGGCAAACUAUACGAACCAGCAAUAAUAGUUAUACAGAUGGGUCUGUCUAUAUAUAUAUAUAUAUAUAUAUAUACACAUACACACACACAGCCUAAUCCCUACAUAAUUAAAUUAUCUAAAUUAAUUAGUUAAUACUUGAAAUAUCACAAAUAUUCUGGAAUUUGUGAGCUUCUGUGAUGGAAGGGAAUAAAAUAGCCCAUGUUAUUGGUUUCUGCAGGUUAUCAAGGACCUGAAAGGAUCUGAUUACUCUUGGUCCUAUCAAACUCCCCCAUCUUCCCCCAGCACCUCAAGCUCUAGAAAAUCCAGCAUGUGCAGGUGAGUUUCUGAUACACUACACUACUCACAGAAUGACAGCCUGUCCAUAUGUUACACUGCUCACAGAAUGACAGAUAGCCGGUCCAUACGUUACACUACUCACAGAAUGACAGAUAACCAGUCCAUACGAUACACUGCUCACAGAAUGACAGAUAGCCAGUCCAUACGAUACACUGCUCACAGAAUGACAGAUAGCCAGUCCAUACGUUACACUGCUCACAGAAUGACAGAUAGCCAGUCCAUACGUUACACUGCUCACAGAAUGACAGAUAGCCAGUCCAUAAGUUACACUGCUCACAGAAUGACAGAUAGCCAGUCCAUACGUUACACUAUUCACAGAAUGACAGAUAGCCAGUCCAUACGUUACACUGCUCACAGAAUGACAGAUAGCCAGUCCAUACGUUACACUGCUCACAGAAUGACAGAUAGCCAGUCCAUACGUUACACUGCUCACAGAAUGACAGAUAGCCAGUCCAUACGUUACACUGCUCACAGAAUGACAGAUAGCCAGUCCAUACGUUACACUGCUCACAGAAUGACAGAUAACCAGUCCAUACGAUACACUACUCACAGAAUGACAGAUAACCAGUCCAUACGAUACACUACUCACAGAAUGACAGCCGGUCCAUAUGUUACACUACUCAGAGAAUGACAGAUAGCCAGUCCAUACGAUACACUGCUCAGAGAAUGACAGAUAGCCAGUCCAUACGAUACACUGCUUAAUAUAUAUUGAAGCCUGAGAUAAAUCUGCAGCAUGAGUCACUGUGUAAUGAGCACCUACCUCACACAUUCCUCAAUGUGGCACACCAUGUCAACCCCAUUAACACGUUCCUUGUCAAUACUCUGAUCCCUUCACUCCUGUACCUUACCCUCCCAUUCAUCACAGUACAAAGACUGCCCCCUCGUGGCAAGCUGCCUCGCAGCCUCACUCACCGGGUUCCGCGUGUCGCUAUCGCAGCCUCCCGCAGCCCACCGGGGGCCCACAGCGCUUAAUAAGUGUGUCCUCCCAUGACUCUGGGUGCAGCUCACAUGAAGCCAGUUACUCGAAGCCUCCGUCACCAAUGCCAUCGGACAUCACCAGUCAGGUAAAUACACAUCUCAUAUCUUCUUUUCCAAAUACUUGCAAUGUUUACCCUGUGCUGAUUAAACAAUGAGAACAUGCAUUAAUGUCGGUUUAUAAAGGUUUGAAGUCCAUUUACUGAAAAGUGCAAAGAAUUCCAUUCUUAACAUUGGCUUUUCCAUUAACAUGUUUUGAAAUCAUAGUUCCUAACUUCCUUUCUCAGUAUUCUGUGUCACAAGAGAUCCCUUUCCUUCCCUCAGAAAUCAUCCAGUUCUGCAUCCUCAGAAGCUUCAGAGACAUGUCAGUCUGUCAGUGAGUGCAGCUCCCCCACUUCGGUUAGUAAGCCAUCUAUUGUCACUCUCUAGAUGCUGCAUUAUGGAGCAACACAUGCACUAAUCUAGAGAUUUUCAUUUUAUCUACCACAACAAAUCAUUUUCUUUUAACAAUAGCUCAUACAGUUGCUAGAGCACAGAGUAAAUGUAUCAGACCAUCUGUGCAACUAGUGCCCUUUAUUUAAAUGAUUCUCCAAAGCAACUUUAGCUUAAUGAAGCAAUUUUGGUGUAUACAUUAUGCCUCUGCAGUCUCACUGCGCUUUCAUUUUCAGUUAGAUGUAACUUACUUCAUGCUCUGUAAAUUGAACUUCCAUACAGGAGGCACCUGCAGGGUCUAGCAAGCUAUUAACAGAGCAGGAGAUAAGACAUUCUUAAUUAAACAGACUGCAUAAUAAAGGAAGUAUAAACAUUAUAUCUAUCUUUACAGGAAGGGUUUAGGAAGGCUGUGUAACACACAUGCAGGGAGGUGUAGCCAGGGCUGCAUAAACAAAGUUAUUUAACUCCUAAAUGGCAGAGAAUUGAGCAAAGUAACUGCUUCAUUAAGCUAAACUUGUUUUAGUGCCUAUAUUGUCCCUUUAAGUUAGUUUUAGAUACAAUCGCUCGUCUCUUUUAUUGCAAGUACUAGUCUUCAAAAAUAUCCUAUUUAACAUGGUAAACAUUUUGAAAAAAUUUGUUUGCCUUUGAUGGUGCGGGCAUCAUAUUGGCGGUAAACGAUUAUCACUUCAUUUAUAAUGUAGUUGUGAGAUAAAUGCAGCUCUAACAAGUAGAUUUACUAAGGGGUGCAAAUAGUCAUAGUUUUAGUAUAUCACUAUAUUCAAUGCAAAGAACAUCCAGUCACAACUAUGCUAUGCAAAACACAGUGCAAGCUUUAUUACAAAUUACAAUUAUUUAUAUAGCAACAUAAUCUGCAACACUGUACGACAGGUAAACAAGACAAAACACAAACGCUAACAAAACAUGAUUGACAUACUAGAAGCAGUAGGUGUUUACAAUUGCGCCCAUUUUGCUAUGAUAAAUAAUGCACUCUCUUUCUACCCAUUGUUUUCGGCUACUUAUAUAAAAUGUGCCUGGCAUAGGACUGGUCUCGCUCAGGGCCAUAUGAAACCCCACCACCCAGUUCACUGCAGCGCAGGAAAGAUCGAGUGGAACAUUUGCGGGAGGCAGAGCUCGGUCCAGGCUAUCAAAGUUUGGAGGACCCAUACCGACCACGCAUGUCCCCUGCGGUCAUUGCUGCUAAGGUGUGCAUGUACCCAUUCAAAUACACACACUCUGAUGAAAGGAAAGGCUUUCAUUAAGAAACUAAGCAGAACAUACACAAUAAUCCACUGUACAGAACAGAGUAAAGAAUAUCUAAAUAUAUAGUGAGAUUUUACCAUGUGGAAGAGUUGGAAAGUGGAAAUGUUAAAGACAACAAUAGGAGAUACGAUGAAUGAGUAUACUGGUUUGAUCACACAUUACACAUGUCAAUAUCAUGUCAUAAGCUAAAGUAAUAGUACAGCUUGCUAAACAUCAUCCUAGCAGUUAAUUUGACAUUUCACACAGCAAUUUAAAUAAAGAUGAUAAUGUCGUAAAUUGUAAAUGCAAUAUUUAGGGUUUAAAAACACUUAAAGGGACUCUCCAGGCACCAAUACUACUUUAAUGCAUUCAAUGCGUUUUGGCCUAAUUAAUAUGCUGUAUUGUUUGCAUGCUCAUAUCUUUAUAGUUUUUGCAUUAAAAAAUAACUGUUUUGCACAAUAAGCAUGCCUCUUUAGCCACGCCCCUCACUAAAGAAAAAUACUUAAACUAUCACAGCUCAGUCAGUGACAGUACUGAAUGAUACUGAAUGAUCUGAACAAAACAAGCUGCAUUAGAUGGAGAGAACACCCAGGGAGGCAUAGUGUAAGGAUAUCGCCACCUGUUUAUAGAUUCUCUUUAUAGAUUCUCUGACUGUUCAUAGGAAAGCAUUUCUCAAUGCUUUCCUUUGGACGGCAGCAUCUUCUCACUGUGAAAAUCACAGUGAGAAGCACGGAAGCGCCUCUAGCGGCUGUCAAUGAGACAGCCACUAGAGGCUGGAUUAACCCAUAUGUAAACAUAGCAGUUUCUCUGAAACUGCUAUGUUUACAGUUGCAGGGUUAACCCUAAACGGACCUGGCACCCAGACCACUUCAUUGAGCUGAAGUGGUCUGGGUGCCGAUAGUUGUCCUUUAAGGAAGUAUUUCUGGCAUGAGGGGGUGUGGCUAAAGAGGCAGGCUUAUGGGGCAGCAUUCAGCAAAAAACUUUUUUUGUGUGCAAAAACUAUAGAGAAUUGAGCAUGCAAAAAAAAAGACAGCAUAUUAAUGAGGCCAAAAUCUGUCAAAUGCAUUAGACAUGCUUUGGUGCCCGGUGUGUCCCUUUAAAUAAGCUUUGAUCAGAAAGUAUAGGGUAUCUGUAUGUACCUGGUGCUGCUUGUCAAACACUGCCCAACUCUCUCUGGUCAAAGUUAUAUCAAAUAAAUAAAGAAAAAACAUACUACGUAUAGGCAACAUGGAGGGUUAUUUACUAAAGUAAGAAUUCUAACUGAAUUUAAGGCUGAAUUAGAGAAUGUAUCUUUCACCAUAUAUCUUAAAUGGACUUUGAAUUCUCCCUUUAGUGAAUAACCCUGAGAGAACAUGGAUUUAGUGAUACCACAUGGAGCUGCCAGUUAGAGAAAUGUAAAGAACUGAACAUGCUGUGCAGCGCAAUGUGUAGUGUGAAAUAGUGUCUGCUGCUGAUAUCCAUUCACUGUAAUCUUCAGAGGAAAAUGCGGUGUCACUUGUAACAUACAUGAAUCUGUCUUGGCAGCAUGGAGAAGAGGUGUCACCUGCAGCCAGCGACCUGGCUAUGGUCCUGACACGCGGUUUGAGUUUAGAGCAUCAGAAGAGCAGCCGUGAUUCCUUGCAAUACUCCAGUGGUUACAGCACACAGACCACCACCCCCUCCUGCUCAGAGGACACCAUCCCAUCUCAAGGUACAACAGCCAUUGUAUAUAUUCAUGACUUUAUAUGAUCAUAUGAGAAGUGCAAGAGUGGAAAAAUGUUGGUUUACUAUAUAUAAUACUGCACAUCCAGUUAUGGCCUUCCUCUAAGGGCAGGUCUAUAUAAAAGACCAUUCCAGAGCAAGGUUCUAAAACAAUCAUCAUGGAAACCAAUGGAAUGUUCCUGCUGAUUGUAUCAGCUGUAGAGCAAUCACCAUGGAAACCAAUGGAAUGUUCCUGCUGAUUGCUCUACAGCUGAAACAAUCACCAUGGAAACCAAGCCCAUUUUUAAUUACCUCCCUGUGACUAAUAAUGCUCUCAUCUGCAUUUUAGCGCCAAAAAACAUUUUAUUGAUUUAUUAUUAAACUGUUUUUACUGCAUCCUUUCCUAGGGUCAGACUACGACUGUUACUCAGUAAAUGGUGACACGGAGGCCGAUGGUUCAGGAGACUUUGAUAGAUCUUCCACUGUCCCGAGAAGCAGCAGCCUAGCUCAGAACUACCGCCGGAUGCUUCAAACCAAGCGCCCAGCUUCAACAGCAGGUCUGCCUUGUCCAUCUGGCUCUGCUCCUCCACCUCCACAGACUGGCUCCACUCCUGGGGUAGCAACGAUCAGGCGUACCCCUUCCACCAAACCCACUGUCAGGCGCACGCUGUCCAAUGCUGGACCUAUACCAUGCCGCCCUCCAAUAGUGCCAGUGAGGACCCCUACAGUGCCAGACUCUCCAGGAGGAGGACUUGGGGGACGGUCUCGUGUGGGGAGUGAAGAAUGUGUCUUCUACCUUGGAGGGGAAGAUGGAAGUCCCCUGGACUAUGCAAAGUCAUCUCCAAAACGGCUAAGUCUACCCAAUGCAGCAUGGGGAGGCACUGGAGAGAUGUCUGUGUAUGGUGGGGGAGGGGGAGAUGAAGAAGACAUGGGAGGGGGGCUGCUGGCUGCUAACAGGCACAGUCUCGUGGAGAAGAUUGGAGAAUUGGUCGCAGGAGCACAUGCUCUGGGAGAUGGUCAGUUCCCCUUUCCUUCAGCUCCAGAUCGCAGUCAAGGCCCCACCACAGCAGCAGGGGAAGCCACAUCUGAACCCCCCGAAGGGGAUAUGCUGGCAUCCAUACGUAGAGGGGUGCGCUUACGCCGGACCCUCACUAAUGACCGCUCUGCACCCCGUAUCUUGUGAUUUGGGUUUGUGGGGUUGGUAAUAGGAUUAAGGAUUGGUGCUCUGAGGAGAGGGGAGUGACACAUACUGUGAUAGGGAAGUGCAGCCCGAGAACCAGGAGUGAUUAACCCUUUUCUAUGCAGGUGUAUCCAGAGGUAGCAUGGCUAGGUUUUUGUUUAAGUAUGGCAUCUGAUCAAACUGUUUAACUUAUUCCAUGCUGGAAACAUGUCAUGCAGCAGGCCACAUCAACUGCGAAGAAACUGUACAACCCAUUUCCCACAGGGUUUAUUACCUAACAUGCCAGAGUGCAGAUUGGAAAUCAAUCUCCCAUUUUAGGUCUGAAUAACAGAGUUUUUUAUAGCUUGGGUAUUUUAGCCUACAAUAUGCAAUUCCUGGUUAUAAAACAACCCAAUGCAUUUGUAUUAAGUAAUUUCUGGCAGAGGUAAUCCUUGGACAAAUUCCAAAAAAGUUAAAAUGAUAUCUUCUUGUUUACUACAGGUGUGUGCGAACAGAGACAAAUCCCAACAAAUUAAACAAGUUAGUGAUUUCAUGCAACAAAACAGACACAGCAAUGCAUCUGGGAAGGUAAAAUAAGACUACUUGAGUUAUACAAGACUGCUGAAGUUGUACUUAGAGGGAGAUUUAUACACAUCUAUAGAAUUACAAGUUGAAAUUUAACUCUGUCUGAGCCUGCACAAAAAAUUUGGCAAUUUAGACACAUGUAGUGACCAAAUUAGAAAGAUUUAAACGCCAAUACUCACAGUACACCAGGCCACCAACACGCUUCAGGCUCUGAAAUAAAGACCAGAGUAAGACAGUCAGACAUUUUCCCCUCCAUCUUACAUGGAAUAGCAGAAUUAAUGUGCAAAUAUUAAUUGUACCCCUCUUUACCAUUAAUAAAAAAAAAAUAAAAAAAAACACUCACUCCUUGUAUACCAAGAGCAAGCAGACACUGCUAGACUAGACAAUAAAUUUGCAUGCUGUAGCUUUUCCUUGUCACAUACUUCUCUGGUCUUUUAACAUUGCCAUAGUUUUAUACUGACUGCACCACUGAAUGAUCAUAUUUUAAAAUUAAAAAAAAUGAAAAUUACAACAAAAAAAGUAACAUCCUAAAAAGGCUGUUUUGUUGCAUGAAGUUGUAUUUGGGAUACGUUUGCAGGACACACCAAAAUGGAUACACCUCACGCAGAUUGUUUGCCCAAACACAGUGCAUUUCACUACCUGCGGGCAUAGGGGCUGUUCAUGAAAAAACCUAACCACAGCACCAUUAGCAGAAAUACAGGGGUUUGCUUUGAAGGAGUCACUUGUAAUUCGAAAUGGAAAGGAAGGAAAAAACAACUUUUUUUUGUUAAGAAAAACCUUAGAGCUUGAAUGUUUUAAGUUAGCAAAACUGUUUCUUUACACUGUGAUUUAGGAAGUAACCCAUGGUCUUAUACUUGAGAUGGCAUGAAAUAUUAUACAGUUUGCCCCGUGCCAAAGCUGACAAGGGCACCGCUAGUGCCAAAUUAAGGCAGCUGCAAUAUUUCAUGACUUAUAGACUGCUUGCUACAGAGAUGCCCCCCAUGUGUCUAAAUACUCCAUUCAAUAGGAGGCAUUGAAAACCCACACAGGAAGGGUAAAGACUGGUGUAAACCCUGUGUACAGAAUAGACAACCCUACCAUGACACAGCUGACAUCGAAGGAGUGAAGGAGAGAGCAGUAGCUAUAAGAUGCCUUUUUUCAUCACUGAGGCCUCCUCCUUUCCCAUCCCAUGUUCACUGUGUCUCUCCCCUUUACAUGUGCUGCUGAGCAGACUUGCACUCAGUACGCUGUGCCAAGACUUUGUGCAUCCAUCUUAUGAAGUGAGAAUGCAAUAAAGGUGGCGAGAGGACACAGCACAAUUAAUUACCUCCUUAAUGGAGCUUUACGGGAAGAAAAUGCAUUGUCGAAUUCCGGGGCAGGAAUUUAAACAACCCACCCGGCCACAUCCUUAUUGGAAUACCUGCUGCAAAAACACAGGCAGGUGCAAGUGUAGAUCUAAGGAGCACAGACUGGAAUUGACAAAAAAAAAGCUCUAUUUGCAUUAAAAAGCCCCAUGUAGAGGGGAGUUUAUAGUUGUUAAGAGGUGUAAGUUCAAUAACUAGCGUUAAAAAUAGCGGAUAAGUUGUUUACAUUUUGUAUUCCUACAUAUAGCUCUUCGAGACAUGUAUGGAAUUAGGUCUAACCAGAGAGAGAGAGAGAGAGAGAAUAUUUUAAUCUAGCUGCUGGCUGAGCCAAUGGCACCCACAUAAAGGCAAAUAGAAAAGCAGAGAUGUGUAGUUUCUGUACCUACACAAUCCACCUGCUGGUCAGGUGCAGAACUGCAGUGUACCAGCCAUUGGAGAAAUAUAGGAACGUCAGUAGUAUUAAAUGAAUACAUUUCCUUUGGAAAAUAUUUACACUUUAUUAAUUAUGCAGUAAAAUUGUAGCAUUUGAAGAGGGAAAUAUCUCUUUAUAUAAAAUGUUUAACAUUUGCCUAUGCUGGGAAACAAUUAACAGAUUGUUCUAUAUUCCCUAAACUGCAUGCAAUCAGAAUAUCAGCUGGACGUAUUUGAUUAGGUGCAUCGAUUAUAGAGCAUGAUAGGGAGAUCACAAAGGCAGUAACCAGCAGAUGAUAUAGGUCAAGGUUCUGUUAAUACCAAUUUCCAAGGGAGCCAGCUGUAGUGCGUAUGAUUCAGAAAGGAAUUAAUGGGAUUAUUCACUAAAUAAAGAAUUCUACUGAAUUGAACAUAAUGCAACAUUAAGGCCAAAAUGUUUCCAAAUCAAUCCUGAUGGCACAACAGUCCAGGAUUUUGGCAUUUUCCAAUUCCAUAUCAAAAAGGACACUGGUAAAUAGCUGUGCUGCUGCCCUAAGGCUGGAUUUGGGAACCAUUAAUCUAAGAAGCCCUAGGAAAUAAAGGUGCAGCUAAACAAAGGUGGCCGUAGUGCAGGGCUUGUAUCAGCUGAAGGAAAGAUGUGUUCUUUAUGGUCAUUCGUUAAAAAGAAAAAAAAAAAGUUCAGCAAUUAUCCAGGAUGUUACACUGGAAGCUGCCAUUUUCUUAAGAAGCUCUCAAAGUCUUAUAGUAGCCAGGUGCAUAAGAAGUGUUCAGAAUAAAAAAAAAAAAAGAACGUCCAAAGCAGUACACCUCUACACAUAUAAAACUGCAAACUAUUCAGUCAGAAGCUCACAGGUUACUUUAUCAUUGCACCUUGUUAGAUCACGGCUUCCAAGCUCAGUUUCACCCAUUCAGGACAAGAUAGUGGUAGAAAGUGUUAUUAUAGGGAUUAUAUGGAUGAGGAGGUGAGAGGAGCAGAAUCUUAUUUUCUAUGCACCUGCAUGUGAGUAAACCCCUAAAGGAAGGUUGUGGUAGACGGUAAGGUUUGGGUAGUGACAGGAGUGAGGUUGCGAUGACAUAGUAAGUGACUAAGGAUCUAGUCCUGCUCACAGAUGUAAGGCAGUUCAGGAGGAAUCUACAGCUGUGCUCAGGGCCCAGUUCAGCCCUCCUUCAACUUGGGACCCAGUACAGCCCUGCGAGGCUGGUACAGCCCUGCUCUAGCUUGGAGCCCGGUACUGCUCUGCUCCCAGUCAAGGACAGUCCAAUAUUCUGUGUUUGACAUGUCAGAUCUGUUGCUCAUGGCCAUCAAACUUAUUUGCAGUGGGUUUUAGAUCAGGAGGAAUUCAUACCUGUAGGGAGUUUCACAGAACUGAGGAGAAAUACUGCUAGAUAAUUAUAAAACCUGCUGACCGGCUUAUAAACAUGUUCACACAACAUGCAGUUGUAUAGCAAGUGUAAGGCGUUAGGUAAAUUACCAACGAACAAGCAGCUUUUUGCAGAAUUCUAGAGUUCAGAUAGUUUUGUGUCAGGAACAAAAUACAAACUGACAAAGAAAUCAGCCAACAGCAGUGAGACUAAUAGUAAAGCUGUUUAUACAAACUACUGAAUAAUUUCCUUAAUAUAAAAGGACAAGAAUACUACGUAUCCAGCAUUAAUGUAGCUUUCGCGAGGUCCGUUGCCUAUUUAGUUUAGGUGGGAAGGAAUACAGUUUGACCAUGCCACCCAAACAGAAUAUUUGCCAAAAUGAAAUCAGAGCAGUGGUCCUAUAUAUAGAACUAUAUUGUAAACGUAGAUUAAACUUUUUAAUAAACCCUACAUACACUAUUUGUAGGGCUUGACAUGUACCCAUGGAAGCAAAGCAGGGUUCAGAUCCAAAAAGGCCCAGUUUGGGGUUUUAUACUGGACUAAUAGGUCAGGAAAAGACUCAUGUACAUUCACCUGUAUUUACGCAGAGGGACACCCUAAGGACUUGAAUUACUGUGGGGGGGUCCUAAUGGCUGGCUUUAAGGCCUAAAUGACCUAUGUCACACAGAAACUGUGGGUUUGCAAGCUAAAGCACAAUACACUGUCCCUCCUCACCUUGUAGUGUAACUGACAUAUUUCACCUUCUUUUCUAUUCAACCUCUUUAGAGGAAAAUAACCUUGACUUAUUCCCUCUUUCGAGAUCUCCCUGUGUGUGUGUGUGUCCCAAAACACAAAGCACUGUUGUUAAUGUACAGAAAACCACACUUUACACUGGAUGUGUGUCUGCAUUCGUACGCGUCCCGUCACAUCAUCCCUAUAAACGUUAACCUUUUUUGCUGCUGGUGCACACAGCAGAAUACGCUGUUUGCUUAUCCCCGCCCUCCCACCCCACCCCAUUUUGUACAAAUGUUAAAAAACAAAUGAAAAAGAAAAAAAGGAGAAAAAAAAACACCAAUACCAUAAAUCGAAAAUUGACGUCUUAAUGUGUCUUUCAAUUGUGCUGAAUUUUUCUGCUCUCGUUGUUAACAGUUUUAUAAUUUUUUUUUAUAAAUUAUUUUAAGUUGCUCUCCUACUUCCUCUACUCACUUUUUUUUUUUUUUUAAAGAAACAAAAACUGAAAUUCAACUUCAAAUUUUCUUUUUUCUAUUCAUUCCUCUUUUGUCGCUCAGAGUAGCGUUUGGUAACUCCGCACUGUGACGAUCCAGUAUUAAUAAACCUUGUACUGUAUAACUCUCCUUGUGUGGCCUUUCUGUGGAGUGCUACUUGUUACACUGCACGCUCAAGGCUCAUAUAUCAGUCCAAAUGUUGCUCUUUUCAGGUCUAGGAUAAAUUCCAACAUUUUAUAGGGGAACUAUGCUUUUUUUUCCUUUACAUUAUGCUAAAUAAAAAGCUUGGAAAAGUAUUUUAAAGUAAAAUUGUUGCUUCUGCAAUUCAACUAGUUUUGCUUUUAUAGAACAAUUGUAGAUUAUGCUAGCAUAGUGUACCUAUGAUCUUAAUUUUAGUAAUGACAGGAAGCGAAUAUUUUGCAUAACAAACUUUACUGAAAUCUUUAGCGGCACAGAUCAUAAAACAGAAACCAAUCAGAAAAAGAAAACUGUGACAUAAAAUGCGCUGACAUCCCUCCUUUCUUUGUAG
Pelobates cultripes (western spadefoot toad) is the source of this 16931-nucleotide messenger RNA. Lineage: Eukaryota; Metazoa; Chordata; Amphibia; Anura; Pelobatidae. The record is from the annotation of a GenBank genome assembly.